AUGGAGACACUAAAGACACGCGUAGACUAUUUGCAGGCAUCAGCCCGCAUUCUAUUUCUUUCCAGCCCAUCCACAUCUCGCCAUCUCUCAUUCCAAGGUCUCGAACUUGCUGAGCUGCAGACGCCUCCGGGAGAACAUCAGUCGAGCGAGGCAUGCUCUGCUUGUGGGAAUCUGCUCACACCAGGAUGGACGACAAGGACAAAGGCCGUCACGAGGUUACUCAAGCGGCGUCAAGUAACCACACCCGAAAAAGAAUCAGCUCGAGGUAAAACCAUCUCAAAGCAAUGCCAGGUCUGCUAUCGAACCUCAAGAGAGACCAAAACUCUCCAGCCUGAUACCAGGAAGAGACAGAGCCGGCAAAGUGCAGCUUCUCGGAAACCGGUCGAAGAACCCAGCCAGUACCAGCCAGUCGAAAAGUCGAGCAAAGUCAGCAGCAAGAAGCGAGCCAAAGCAAGAAAGGAUCGCGAAGGCUUGCAGGCACUUCUCAACAAGAGCACACAGAACAAGCCUUCACCAAGUCUCAACCUGAUGGACUUGAUGAAGCGAUAA
Molecule: messenger RNA, 549 nt
Organism: Exophiala xenobiotica
Lineage: Eukaryota; Fungi; Ascomycota; Eurotiomycetes; Chaetothyriales; Herpotrichiellaceae
Exons: 1
Coding region: 1-549 (182 amino acids)
Biological process (GO): RNA processing
Source: RefSeq, a predicted model, not a curated record